CAGCAGGUUGUCUCAGAGCCAAACGAGUAUUUCAUGCUGGAGAGGCUGGAUAUUGAAUCACUUCCCAAGUCUGAUAAGGGUUUCUUCUUUGGAGUAAGAAACUUGCCUGCAUUUUUGGUUUGCUGCUAAGGUUGGCUGACAAAUUGGACAUGCAUUGGUAGAUGGAGCAAUAGAUAGAGCCCAGUGAGCUGCAUCAAGAGGUGAGUUCACACUUCCUGGCCUCCCAGGCUUCUGGCCAGGCCGCCCUCUACCUGUCCACAGAGGUCCACCAACACCAGCACCAGCACACCUUCACCCUCUUCCAACAUCAGCCCUCUGGCAUACUACCUACGCCUGUUCCACCAAUGUUGGUGACACCAAACAGAAAUCUGCCCCAUCCCCAUGUGAUGCUGAGGUUGGUCCCCAUGGCAGCCACAUUUGUCCCCCUCCCAGGACCCUUCAGCUCCCUGCAGGGGGCCUUCCAGCCAAAGACAUGCCCUCCCCAGACGUCAAACGUUCUAGAUAUGGCACCUGGACAUAGGACUGGGUCACACAAGCAGCUACAGAAGGAUCCAAAAAGACCAGGAAGGUGGGAUACAAUGCAUGUCCGCAUUGCAUGGCAGAUCCACCACCAUAAACUGAGAGUGAAGCAGAAGAUGGAAGUGGACGCACAUGCAAACAACUUCGUUAUCAAACCAGAGUUUCUGACUCAGCCACCUGGUCCUGACCUGAUUCAAGCCAUCCACCAUCAGCGGGACCUUAUUCAGUCCUCCACCCCACUCUCUAACCCAGAGUCACACAGUAGACAUCCUUCAUUUGGAGGUUUGGGCACACUGAGCGUCACAGCCUUUGGUGGACUGGCAAACCUAGCACUAAACUAUCCCAUGAUCUAUCACAAAGACAAUCGAAAUGCACCAAGUGGAGAAGUAGGAGGAACUCCUGAGUGGUGGAGCAGGCAGCAGAAGACACCCCAGUCCUCUGAAUGCCAACUUGAAUGCUCUACAGAACCUGAACAACCAGGAAGAGAUUCAACCAAGGAACCUCAGGACAGGGACACACUCAGGGAGAGGGAAUGGGGACAGCAGCUGCACCUACCCAAAGAGAAGAUGGAGGAGGAGAAACAGUACAUAGUGGAGAAACAACAAGGCCACAGUGUUGCAGGGACUCAUGACAGUUCACCUGCUGAAGACAAGUCUGUUCCUCAGACAAUGACCUUGGAACAUGGUCAGCAGUCCAAUGGCUGCCAUAGCUGGGAGUCAGGUGACAGGAAGAGAAGACUUGAGUGUGAGAACUACAUAAAGGCCAAGAAGAUGAAGCGGCAGAGAGAGGAUGACCAGGAGUAUUUCAAUGAGGGCCCUCAACCCAAGGACCCCACAGAGAAACCAUCCCUGACCCCUACAACACUCACGCCAUCCUCCAUGUCGAUGCAGCACAUGACCAUAGGGAACAUUAUUCCAGGGCUCUACCCAGUAAAUAGUGUAUGUAAUCUGGCCCGGACUCAGGAUGGCAUUCCUGUUAUGCAGCUCAUCCCCUACCCUGCACUUCCCUGGGACAUAUACAGGGGUAUGGACCUCCCUGUCUCCUCCUGUCAAGAGCUGGUCAUGAGGGCUGAUCCUCUGCAUGGUGUGGUGGGGGCCAGGCUGUUGGAGGCAGCAGACUGUUCAUAUAGAGACCCUCAUCACGGCUUUCCACACCCACCCUAUCACCCCUCACUGGCCCUAAAGCAGCAGGAGAGGGCUUACCUCAUGGAAAGAGAACGUCUGCACAUGCUCAGAGAGGAAUACUACCAGCACAGCCUCCAUUCUGCCACCAUGGGCGGCCAUCUCCCCCAUGUCAGCCGCCUGACCUCCACCUAUUCCGGGUCACAUAUCUCCAGGGUGGGUCUCACACAUAGCCACCAGAGUAGCUUCCCCAACAGAACUCUUCCCCCUGGGUGCUUAAGCACACUGCCGCCUCUGGUCCCCUUGUCUGGCGAUCCCCACAGGACUACCUCGUAAUGACAGAAAUCAGAAGACCCUACUCUGUGUGCUUGCUUGCCUUAGACUAACUCAGCAAUGUACUGCUUCAAGACAAAUUCUGUGAUUCUGAUUACUGCCUGUAUGACACAGAUAAACGACAAACUACUAUGUUGAAAAACUCAGAAUUUAUUUACAUCCCUUAAAACACCUGUAAAUUGAUGAACAAUGACAUUGAACAGAAAAGUGCAAUCCACCGAAUGAGUUCAUAAAACGUUAACUCUUGAAUUUGUCAAGUUACUGUUCCUAAAAUGGACAUACAAAAAUAUAAAUAACUGACAAAACUUAACAAAUGUAAAAAACAAACAAGAACUAGGUAAAAUCAAAAGCUACAGCAUUAAUUAAAACAGAAUAUCCCGUGACCAUAAAGGAAAACCUAAGAUCGAUGACUUAAUGGGAAAGAGUUCAGGACAUCAGGAAAAACAUCAGGAACAUGACCUGACAGACUUCUACACUUUAAACCUGAGGUUAUUUCAAAACUGCUGUCAAUGGGAUCACAUACUGAGGCUGCAUUAAACUGAAGCUGCUGACGCCCUCGCCGCAUUAAAGCUCAUACUGUAAAACACUAACAAAUAAAAACACACUGUAUAAAAAAAAACUUUUGAUCAGGGCUAGUAAGCACUAACACAAUCUUCACAUUCUUGCCAACUUGUUGCAUCUCUACCAGAGAUACUAACAUUUAGUGAACUUUAAUAAACAGUCCAUCCCAGGUUAAGCCCAGCCAUCAUACAUACA
Molecule: messenger RNA, 2729 nt
Organism: Coregonus clupeaformis (lake whitefish)
Lineage: Eukaryota; Metazoa; Chordata; Actinopteri; Salmoniformes; Salmonidae
Product: autism susceptibility gene 2 protein homolog
Exons: 8
Coding region: 345-1976 (543 amino acids)
Source: RefSeq, a predicted model, not a curated record